AUGUUUUUAUCAAAGUUCAAACUCCAAAGGACUAUAAGUCCUCUUAUUCGCUCCUCUAACCUUUUAUUCCGCCCACAACCACGAUUAUUUAUGAGCACAGAAAUAAGGAAAGCUAUUGAGGAUGCAGUUGCUUCCGCCCCUGUGGUGUUAUUUAUGAAAGGUACGCCUGAAUUCCCCAAAUGUGGUUUCUCAAAGGCAACAAUUCAGUUACUUGGUCAACAAGGUGUGGAUCCUGCCAAAUUUGCUGCAUACAACGUGUUAGAGGAUCCUGAAUUACGUGAGGCCAUUAAGGAAUUUACAGAAUGGCCAACUAUACCUCAACUGUUUGUUGAGAAUGAGUUUGUUGGAGGUUGCGAUGUUAUUACAAGCAUGGCGAGAUCGGGCGAACUAGCAGAAUUAUUGGAUGAAGCCCGUGCCUUAGUUCCUGAAGAAGUAGAAGAAAAAGAAUCAGACUCGAAACAAGAAGCUACACAAACCAAAGAGUAA
Naumovozyma castellii is the source of this 486-nucleotide messenger RNA. It is a transcript of the gene GRX5, whose product is annotated as monothiol glutaredoxin GRX5. The transcript has a single exon. NCBI's taxonomy places the organism in Eukaryota, Fungi, Ascomycota, Saccharomycetes, Saccharomycetales, Saccharomycetaceae. Bases 1 to 486 code for a protein of 161 amino acids. The record is from RefSeq and is a predicted model, not a curated record.